Messenger RNA from Aphidius gifuensis, 3117 nucleotides. RefSeq names its product cysteine-rich protein 2-binding protein (gene Atac2). NCBI's taxonomy places the organism in Eukaryota, Metazoa, Arthropoda, Insecta, Hymenoptera, Braconidae. The transcript is spliced from 4 exons. The record is from RefSeq and is a predicted model, not a curated record. Gene Ontology annotation, molecular function: acyltransferase activity, transferring groups other than amino-acyl groups. The coding region runs from base 306 to 2492 and encodes 728 amino acids.
AUUGUUUAAUUUGAUUUGAAAAAAAAAGCCUAAAGAAAACAUAAAGCAUCGAAAAAAAUGUGUUUCGAAAAUCGAAAUUUUCUUUUCGUUACAUUGGACAUACGCCUCUUUAUUAUUUAAGCACGUGGGAUUUUGUUAUUAGAAAAAUAAAUAAAAUAAAAUAAAACCGGUGUACACACACACAUUCAAACAUCUUGCCUGCUGAUUUCUCUCAAAGUCUCAAAAUAAAAACAUUUUCUAACCUACAAAAGCAUGUCAGACAAAAUGAUUGUUUAAAUAAAAACAAUUAAUAAUUAAGUGAUACAAUGGAUCCACCAGUAAAACAAGAAACAUCAUUACUAGUCAAACAAGAAACAUCAUUAUUAGUAAAACAAGAACCACUAGAACCAGUUGAUACAUCAGAACCUGAGAAUGAGGAUACUGCUCGAGAUAAUUAUUUUAAUCACAAAAAAAUAGUAAAAUGUAAAUAUUGUGAAGGUAGAUGUGAGCCAUAUAAAAAUCCUGGUUUAUUAUGUGAAACAUGCUUGAAUUAUGUACAUAUAGAAUGUCUAGAAGAUAAAGUAAAUAUACCACGUAAACUUGUUGGUGAUGUUUUUUUUACAUAUUGUUGUGCUGAGUGUCAUCCACUUGAACAACAUAGUAUUUGUCGUGGUGAUAAAAUGACAUGGUUGGCUGUUGUUAUAUUAGUUUUAUAUCAUCUUCGAGAACGUUCACUUGGUCUUAGUGAACGUUAUGGAUUUUUUCAUUGGAAAAAUGAUAUUUCUCAUUGUGUUUAUAAAAAUUGGGACUCGUUAUUUCCAAAAAUAAAAAGAAAAAAACAUUGGACUGGAACAAUAUCAGGAACAUUAUCACAAUAUAAAUCACAAUGUGUUAAAUCUGGAGCAGAUAAAUUACAUGAAUCUGGUUAUUGGAAAUUAAUGAGCUCAGAACCACCAGAAGUUAUUGUUUAUAAUAAUAAAAAAAAAUUAAAAGUUGGAAAGAAAAAAAAACACACAAGUUUUGAUCAGGAAUUAUCAUCAAUGAAUUCAUUUAGUCCAUCAAGAUCAGAAUCAAUAUCAUCAAUUGACGAUGAUAAAGAACAUUUAAAUUUUCCAUCUUCACAUUUUAUAAAAGUUAAUAAUCAACAAUUAUCAAGUAGACCAAUAAGUCCAGCUGUAUCUGAAUCCAAUUCAUCAAUUAAUGAUGACAAUAAUAUUGAUACUGAACAAUCAAAAACUCAAACACCAUCAAUGUUUUCACGUGCAUAUGUACAACCAACUGAAAUUUUAUCAAAUUAUUUAUUUGAUGGUGAUGAUCCAGAUGAUUUAUUAGACGCUGAUGAAACAGGUGAUCCAUUAGGUGCUUAUGAAAAUUUUGCUUCAAUUGAUAAUUCAGAAUUUUAUAAUGAAAAAGAAGAUCAGCCAGUAAUUAAUUUUACAAAGUCAUUUGAUGGAUUUCAAUCACUCUGGAUUACUGAUGAACGUUCUAGAGAGGUAGAAAAUUUUAAUGACGAUGAUGAGGAUGAUUAUCAAGAUGAAGAAUCAAGUGAACAUGAAGAAAAUAAUAGAGAACCACAAUUAUCACUUUUUAAUCAAACACCUCGUAGAGCUUUACCUUGGAAAAAAAAUUCUAAAUUAGGUAAAAUACGAUUAAAAAUGAGUAAAUAUGAAGAAAAUUAUUUACUUGCAACAAUAAAUAAAAAACAAUUGGAUUCAGCAUCUGCAUCAAUUCGUCGUUUAUAUAGAAAAUUAUCAGUUCGUAAAAUAAAACGUGAUUCGAAUUUGCCUGUUUUUGAUUUUGAUAAUUUUACUGUUGAUAAAAAUCAAAAUAUUAAAAGUGAUAAAAAACGUAUUAUUGAUAGAUUUUAUAAUGACAAUUUAGAAAUGAUAUUUGAGCAAAGAUUACAAGGUUUUAUGGAGCUACAACAUGUAGAAAGUCCUUAUACUGGUAGAACAUUGCCACCAUUUAUAAGACGUGAUAAAAAUUGUCGACCACUUUGGCUUCGUGUCAUGGAAGAAUUGAAAGCCAAAGUUAAUCGAAAUAAUAAAAAUUGGAUUCCUGAACCAAUUGGAACUAUUGAUUAUUGUUAUGUCAAACCACAACAUAUUCCAGCAAUGAACAGUCUUUGUAAACAAUAUUUUUGGGCUGGUGUUGAUUUAACAGAGUGUUUGCAGUAUCCAGAAACUACCUGUGUCGUUUUGUACAAAAAAUUAGUCAUUGGAUUUGCAGUUAUGAUUCCAGAUAUUGAUUACAACACUGCAUACAUAUCUUUUGUUUUUACUCGUCCAGAAUGGCGACGAGCUGGUAUUGGAAAUUUUAUGAUGUAUCAUUUAACACAAACAUACAUGAAAAAAGACUUGACACUACAUGUGUCUGUUACAAAUCCAGCAUUAUUACUUUAUCAAAAAUUUGGUUUUAAAGUUGAAGAAUUUAUUCAAAAUUUUUAUGAUAAAUAUAUGACACCUGGACCAAAUGAAUCAUGUCAUGCAUUUUUUUUAAGAUUAAGUCAAUAAACGUUAAAAUAAUGAACCAAAUGAAAUAACUCAAUUCGACUUUGUUAUGGUUUUUAUUAUUUGUUUAUUAUUUUUAAAAGACUCUUAAGCUAGUGACUGAUCAAGCCACUAAACGCUUGAAACUCAGGCAGUCAUAGGGUUUUUUUUUUGAGGCCCUGGGAAUAGUAUUCAGGGAAGGGCAUGAAAAAAUAGAAACUACCUAGAUAUUGAACAGCAUUAUGAAGCAUCUAAAGAACUAAAAAAUAUUCUGCAAAUUAAAAGUCAUUAUCUCGUGUACAUAAAGCUGAAAUAAAAUUAUUAUUUUUUUAUUUUUUUUUUUAAAACAGAAUAUCUUUAAAUAAAACAAAAUGGUUAAAUGUAUAAAUUGUGUUUUUAUUGCUUUUACAAAUAAUCGUAUAAGUAUGCAAACAAGUAGAUAGAUAAUAAGUUUUUUUUUUUUUUUUUGUAUAUAUUGAAAUAGUAAAAAUGUAUUAUAUAUGACAAUGUACAAAAUGAUACAAUUUUUUAUGAUGAACAAAAGUAAAUGAAGGAAUCUUCCAAACUUCUUUUACUGGAGUACUGAUACAAUUAUUAAGUAAAAAUAUAUCGUGAAUAUUAGUAUUUUUGAAUGCAUCAUUUUCAAUAA